UACACAUUGCAUGCAUCAAGUGAGUAGGUAAUGUAGGGUAGGAAGGAUCCCAAGCAGUGAAAUGACGUGUAGGCAAAAUAUAGUGUAAAAUAUUAUACACGACCAGUAGAAAAAUACAUCGCACCGCAACAGUAAACAAGGGAUAUAAUUCAUAAACAUGGAUGUGUUUAAAAAGCUGAAAAUGUCGAAAAAGGACGCAGGCGCUGAGUGCAUACCCUUGAGAUCGAAGGUGGAAAAAAUUAAUAAAGUACAAAGUGAAGUUAUUACACCGGGAACCAGCGGGGUUUUCAGACAGGCAUCAUUUUCAACUGGUGACCAACCAUAUAAUAUAUCACCGUUUUCGUCAUUCCAUAAUAUCUUCACACGCUCUUUGAGCAAUAGGUCGGGUGGCAUCGGAAGUUUAUUCACACGCAAAAUGGCGACCAGUGUUAAUCCUCCGUGUCCGUGGUCGAAUAGUCAAGAUGACUAUGAAAUUCGGGAUGUUAUUGGGGUUGGAGCCACCGCAGUUGUAUACUCAGCUCUCUGCAAGCCUCGCAAUGAAAAGUGUGCAAUCAAAAGAAUUAACUUAGAGAAAUGGAACACAUCUAUGGAUGAACUGCUAAAGGAAAUACAGGCUAUGUCCAGUUGCAAUCACGUAAAUGUGGUCACAUAUUACACAAGCUUUGUUGUCAAUGAUGAGCUGUGGUUGAUUUUGAGACUUUUGGAGGGCGGCAGUCUCCUUGAUGUAAUCAAACACAAGAUGAAGGUUUCAAAUUGCAAGCACGGUGUCUUUGAUGAGGCCACUAUUGCAACUGUGCUCAAAGAGGUGCUAAAGGGACUGGAGUAUUUCCACAGCAACGGACAGAUUCACAGGGACAUAAAAGCGGGUAACAUCCUGCUAGGCGAAGAUGGUACGGUACAAAUAGCAGAUUUCGGUGUGUCUGCCUGGCUCGCUACAGGCAGGGACCUUUCCAGGCAGAAGGUCAGGCAUACCUUCGUGGGCACACCGUGUUGGAUGGCGCCGGAGGUUAUGGAACAGGAUCAUGGUUACGAUUUCAAAGCAGACAUCUGGUCGUUCGGAAUCACGGCAAUAGAAAUGGCCACGGGCACGGCCCCCUACCACAAGUAUCCGCCAAUGAAAGUGUUGAUGCUCACACUGCAAAAUGAUCCCCCAAACUUGGAUACAGGUGCUGAUGAGAAAGAGCAAUAUAAAAUAUAUGGGAAGACGUUCAGGAAAAUGAUCGUCGAUUGCCUCCAAAAGGAUCCCUCAAAGCGUCCGUCCGCGACGGAGCUGUUGAAACACCCGUUCUUCAAGAAAGCCAAAGAUAAGAAGUAUUUGACGCAGACUCUGGUUGCUAUCGGACCUAGUAUGGAGACUAGGGUUCACAAGGCGAGCAAACGCCAGCCCGGUACCUCUGGGCGACUACAUCGCACAGUGACUGGAGAGUGGGUUUGGAGUGAGGAGGAGGAGGAGGGAGCAGCUGAUACAGCGGACUCGGACAGCGAGGAGGGCAGCGACAAGCGGCCCAUGAACGAGCUGCUGCGGGACGACUCCAGUGCCAGCGAUAAUGAGGAGGAACAACACCCACAGAUAGAAAUGAAAGAAUUUCCCGUAUCAAAUGCGCCAACUGUACCUCAAACUAUCAAUUUAGUUUUAAGACUUAGGAACGCGCGUCGCGAACUCAACGACAUACGCUUCGAGUACAUAACCGGCCGCGACACGAGCGAGGGCAUCGCCGCGGAGCUGGUGGGCGCGGGGCUGGUGGGCGCGGCCGACGCGGCGCCCAUCGCGACCAACCUCGCGCGCCUGCUGCUGCGCCCCGCCGCCAAGACGGUCACCUUCCACCUGAACUCAAUCCCACCGAACGAGCAGUUCGACGAGAAGUCACUAGUAGGGUUCGCCCAAAUAUCAAUUAUAUCAGAGUAAUGCGGUCCGAUACGUUGGUGCUCUGCCGUAUUCUAGUUUAUUAUUAAAGUGAAACUUUUAUUACAUCGUCUCAAACUUUUUGGUCUGUGUAGCGCAUGUCGCGUGACGCACGAUACGUACGAUAAUUAUCGUACA
This is a messenger RNA of Colias croceus (clouded yellow), 2041 nucleotides long. RefSeq names its product serine/threonine-protein kinase OSR1-like. Gene Ontology annotation, biological process: protein phosphorylation. Gene Ontology annotation, molecular function: ATP binding; protein serine/threonine kinase activity. Lineage: Eukaryota; Metazoa; Arthropoda; Insecta; Lepidoptera; Pieridae. Bases 158 to 1906 code for a protein of 582 amino acids. The transcript is spliced from 14 exons. The record is from RefSeq and is a predicted model, not a curated record.